Molecule: messenger RNA, 1160 nt
Organism: Gaeumannomyces tritici R3-111a-1
Lineage: Eukaryota; Fungi; Ascomycota; Sordariomycetes; Magnaporthales; Magnaporthaceae
Exons: 1
Coding region: 86-985 (299 amino acids)
Molecular function (GO): chitin binding
Source: RefSeq, a predicted model, not a curated record
CCAUGGAAUCUUAUGCCCACAGCAUAGAGCUUGUACACAGAGGCCGAUCUCUUGGGCAUCCGCGCUUUCCAGGGGCAGCUUCACCAUGGUCUACAUACCUGCCAGCAUGGUUUCCAUGCUCCUCGCCCUCCUGUCAUGUCUCAUCCUCUUUACCCACGCCUCCGGUCUCCAGGGCAUGGUUGCCCGACGCGGGGUGCUCGGCGUCCCUAACAUGUCGGACGCCGCGGAGUUGCGCCACUUCGAGGUCGUGCGCCGGCAGUCGGCGCAAGAAUGCGGCCCCCAGGGCGGCAACAGGCGAUGCCCCAACAACCUGUGCUGCUCCGACUAUGGCUGGUGCGGCGACAGCCUGGACCACUGCGAUCUGCGCUGGUGCCAGGCCCAGUUCGGCCGCUGCGGAGACGCACCGCCGCCGCCACCCACGACCACGUCCACAACGAGCACUACAAGCUCUAGGACGACCACAAGCUCUAGAACGACCACAAGCACGUCAACUACUAGCACUACGUCCACGUCGCCGCCGCUGCCGGGUGGCACACUGAUCGUCAGCCCCAACGGGCAGUGCGGGAACGUCACGACGUGCGCGGGCUCGGGGUUCGGGAACUGCUGCUCUGAGUGGUAUUGGUGCGGGAAUGGGCCCGACUACUGCGCCACUGGCUGCCGUUCUGCCUUUGGCUCCUGCGGCGGGGUGAGCUCCUCGUCGUCUUCUUCAUCCACGACUUCGACUACCACAAGCACUAGCUCUUCCACCAGCACUGUUCCAAGCACGACCACCACAAGCACCUCCACGUCAACUUCCUCCACAAGCUUGGCCCCGCCUAGGCCUACAGAUGCGAGCACGGAUGGACGGUGUGGUCCUGAGGGUGGCCGGCAGAGAUGUACGGGCUCGGACUUCGGACCGUGCUGCUCGGACUAUGGGUGGUGCGGUGAGGGGGCUGAUCAUUGCGAUGCGCGCUGGUGUCAGGCAGCCUAUGGGAGAUGUGGGUAGCAACUAGAUGUCUAUGUCCUGUAGGGUAUCUGGGUGCUUGGAAGUCCUGGGUUAGAUCUGUAGAUUGUUCCGGAAUUCGAGAGAUAGAGAGAGCAGGUGUUGAAGACCUCGUAUUCCAUUGAGCGCCCACCUACAAACACUUGCAUCUGAACAUGAGGCACGCGGUCGUCUUGCG